GAUGGCAAAAUCUAUCCAAAGCGAUUUUAUUGAGUUUCAUGUCGCAAACCCAGACGAUUACAACUCAGUGUUGGAGUUUGUCCUAAAGUUCUACUACCACGAUGAGCCGAUGAACAAUUCGUACAUCUACGACAGCAGCCCAGCAGAAGAUGAUGUGGAAUUCUCCGUUUCAUUCCUGCUCCAGGGGAUGGCGGUGAAAGCUGUAGAUCGUCACCAGGCAAACCGUCUGGUAGGUGUCUCCAUUGCCAACCCAACCUAUCCCGGCUACGUCGAAGACUUAUUGCAAGCGGCUGACCAGGCAAGAACCCAAAAAUGGCGUGAUAGCUUGAAGCUUCUAGCUCACCUGCAGCAAUCCGUGAACAUUUUGAAGCGGUUCAACGUCCCAAAAUGCUACGACAUCGAGAUUGUUGCCGUUCAUCCGGAUUACAGGGGACAUGCAAUAGGAACCAAGCUGUUCGAGGAACAAUUCAAACGAGCGAAAUCCCUCGGAUAUCCCCUGGCAAGUGCGGAUUGCUCGAGUUUCUUUUCGGCGAGGAUUGCCGAACGAGUUGGAAUGAAAUGUAUCGGAAGGCUUGCCUACUCAGAUUACAGAGAUGGGAACGGAGUGCAGCUCUUUCGACCUAGUGAGCCCCAUCGGGAGAUACAAACGUUUGUCAUAGUUUUAUGAUAUUUUGUUUGAAUACGGUGAAAAAAAUGAAAUAAAAAUUGACGUUUGGUUCAA
This is a messenger RNA of Topomyia yanbarensis, 721 nucleotides long. Its product is annotated as arylalkylamine N-acetyltransferase-like 2. Lineage: Eukaryota; Metazoa; Arthropoda; Insecta; Diptera; Culicidae. The record is from RefSeq and is a predicted model, not a curated record. Gene Ontology annotation, molecular function: N-acetyltransferase activity. Bases 2 to 667 code for a protein of 221 amino acids. The transcript has a single exon.